Elephantulus edwardii (Cape elephant shrew) is the source of this 3306-nucleotide messenger RNA. RefSeq names its product collagen, type XIX, alpha 1 (gene COL19A1). The coding region runs from base 1 to 3306 and encodes 1101 amino acids. Lineage: Eukaryota; Metazoa; Chordata; Mammalia; Macroscelidea; Macroscelididae. The transcript has 48 exons. The record is from RefSeq and is a predicted model, not a curated record.
AUGAGACACAGCAACUCUUGGAAACUUUGGCUGUGGGUGACAAUCCUCUUGUUUCCUGCUUCUACUUCUGUGACUGUCAGAGACAAUCCAGAAGAACUAUGUCCUAUACUGAGAACACAUGGAUACCAGUUUAUGCAAGGCAACAGAGACAACUUAGAAGUUUCAGGUUUUGAUCUUGGAGAGAGUUUUUCUCUGAGGCGUACAUUUUGUGAAGGUGAUAAAAGUUGUUUCAAACUGGGGAGUGCACUUCUAAUUAGAGAUAUUGUUAAGAUAUUUCCCAGAGGUCUUCCUGAGGAAUACUCCAUAGCAGCCGUGUUUCGUGUGCGAAGAACCACCAAAAAGGAACGGUGGUUUCUAUGGCAGGUUUUAAACCGGCAGAACAUGCCCCAGGUUUCUUUAGUAGUAGAUGGUGGAAAGAAGGCUGUGGAAUUUAUGGUGCAUGCUGCUGAGGGUGAUGUGUUGAACUACAUCUUUAAAAAUCGAGAACUUCGUCCUUUGUUUGAUCGCCAGUGGCAUAAACUUGGCAUUGGUGUACAAUCCCGUGUUAUUUCACUCUAUAUGGAUUGCAAUUUAAUUGAGAGACGGCAGACAAGUGAAAGAGACACUCUUGACUUUCAAGGAAGGACAGUAAUUGCUGCACGAGCCACUGAUGGCAAGCCUGUUGACAUUGAACUCCACCGACUUAUUAUCUACUGUAACUCAAAUAUUGUAGCUCAAGAAACAUGUUGUGAAAUAUCGGGUAUGAAGUGUCCAGAUCAGGAUGACUUUGGAAGCACAGCAUCAUCAUCAUCAAUAACCAUUCAAGCCAGUAAAGUGUCAGCAUACAUGCCAUCAAAGAAGGAACUCAAAGACCAGUGCCAGUGCAUUCCAAACAAGGGAGAAGCAGGAUUGCCAGGAGCUCCAGGUUCUCUUGGUCAGAAAGGAGAAAAAGGAGAGCCGGGUGCAGUUGGUCCUAAAGGUGAAUUUGGUGCUCCUGGAGUUCCUGGGGAAAAGGGAGAGCAGGGUUUGGAAGGCAGCAAAGGAGAAAGUGGUGAAAAGGGUGAACCAGGAGAAAAAGGACAUCCAGGUCUGCCUGGCAUUAAUGGACAACAGGGUUUGAAAGGUGAUCUGGGUCCUCGUGGUCCACCUGGCCCAAAAGGAGAAAAGGGAGAUAUGGGUCCUCCAGGACCACCAGCCUUAACUGAUUCCCUGGGGAUACAAGGCCCCCAAGGUCCACCUGGAAAGGAGGGUCAGAGGGGAAGGCGUGGAAAAACAGGACCCCCAGGAAAACCAGGGCCCCCAGGACCACCUGGUCCUCCUGGAGUACAAGAAAUACAACAGCCAUUUGGUGAAUAUUAUAACAAGGGGGACCCUUUUACAAAAGGUGAAAAGGGAGAUAGAGGAGAACCUGGAACAAAAGGCUCACAGGGAAUCAAGGGUGAACCUGGAGAUCCUGGUCCCCCUGGCUUAAUAGGAAGCCCUGGACUAAAGGGUCUGCAAGGACCUGCAGGCUCAAUGGGGCCCAGAGGGCCACCAGGAGAUAUUGGGUUGCCAGGAGAACAUGGUAUUCCAGGGAAACCAGGCAUUAAAGGAGAAAAAGGACAUCCAGGCGGGAUUACAGGCCCUCCUGGACUUCCAGGUCCAAAAGGUGAAGCUGGCCCCCCAGGGAAAAGUCUGCCAGGGGAUCCAGGAUUAGAUGGAAGUCCUGGAAUGCCUGGUCCACGUGGACCAAAGGGUGAAAGAGGACUGCCAGGCCUUCAUGGUUCUCCUGGUGACAUUGGCCCACCAGGGGUAGGAAUUCCUGGACGAAUAGGUUCCCAAGGACCAGCUGGAGAGCCAGGCAUUCAGGGUCCUCGAGGUCUCCCUGGAUUACCAGGAACUCCAGGAGCCCCAGGGAAUGACGGAGCUCCAGGAAGGGACGGAAAGCCAGGCUUGCCAGGACCCCCAGGUGACCCGAUUGCCCUUCCUCUCUUGGGAGACAUUGGUGCCUUAUUCAAGAACUUCUGUAGCAAUUGCCAACCCAGUAUUCCUGGGCUGAAAAACAUCAAAGAAGAAGGAGUCACUGGUGAGCCUGGGAAGUACAGUGUCACAGCCCAGAAGGGUGAUCCCGGAUCACGGGGUCCUCCAGGAAUCCCAGGCAGAGAAGGACCAAAGGGAAGCAAAGGAGAGCGGGGCUACCCUGGGAUACCUGGGGACAAAGGUGAUGAGGGCCUUCAAGGAAUUCCAGGCAUUCCAGGUGUUCCAGGACCGACUGGUCCCCCUGGCUUAUUGGGAAGAACUGGACAUCCUGGCCCUGUGGGACCAAAGGGUGACAAGGGCAACGAGGGGCCCCCUGGGAAGCCUGGACCACCUGGCCCGCCUGGUGUGCCAUUCAAUGAAGGAAACGGAAUGAGCAGUUUGUAUAAAAUCCAGGGAGGUGUGGGUGUUCCCAGCUAUCCAGGGCCACCUGGUCCCCCUGGCCCCAAAGGUGACUCUGGCCCAGUGGGAGAACCUGGUCCAAUGGGGUUACCAGGACUAGAAGGGUUUCCAGGCUUAAAGGGAGAUCGUGGCCCUGUUGGUCCCCCAGGAGUAGCUGGAAUAUCGGGAAAGCCUGGCACCCCAGGCCCUCCAGGAGUCCCCGGGGAACCAGGUGAGAGAGGACCUGUUGGAGAUAUAGGUUUCCCUGGACCGGAAGGACCCGCAGGAAAACCAGGCAUAAAUGGAAAAGAUGGAUUACCAGGUGCUCAGGGCAUCAUGGGUAAGCCUGGAGAUCGAGGCCCCAAAGGAGAACGUGGUGAUCAAGGAAUUCCAGGAGACAGAGGCCCACAAGGGGAACAGGGAAAACCCGGCCUUCCAGGCUUGAAGGGAGCCAUCGGUCCUGUGGGGCCCCCAGGAAUCAAAGGCUCCGUGGGUUCCCCUGGCCACCAAGGCCCUCCAGGUUCUCCAGGCAUCCCUGGCACUUCGGUUGAUGCUGUUUCAUUUGAAGAAAUAAAGAAGUAUAUUAACCAAGAAGUCUUGAGGAUUUUUGAAGAGAGGAUGGCUGUGUUUCUAUCCCAACUCAAGCUGCCAGCUGCAAUGUUGGCUGCUCAGGGUCACGGGAGGCCUGGUCCACCAGGAAAGGAUGGAUUACCUGGGCCCCCAGGAGACCCUGGACCUCAAGGCUACCGAGGUCAGAAGGGAGAAAGAGGAGAACCUGGAAUUGGACUACCAGGGAGUCCUGGUCUUCCUGGGACUUCAGCCCCAGGUGCUCCAGGUCCUCAGGGCCCCCCAGGUCCUAGUGGAAGAUGUAACCCAGAAGACUGCUUCUAUCCUGUGUCCCACGCCCAGCAGCGGACAGGUGGGAAAUGA